CCGUCAGACUCAAUGAUGGUUUGCAGAUAUAACAUUUUUUAUGUGCGUUUCUGUUCGAUGGCGAGUCUCUGAGGCAGGCUUACUUGCUCGACGUUUGUGAAUAUCUCCUCACAGACAAUAAUUUGGACGUCAUCAUAGUACGGCACCCACAUUAUGGUGGGUCUUCAAACGGCAUCCUGCUUGAGAUAUUUGCAAUGGCAGGAGGACGACGCAACACACCUCGAGCUCCACCCCCUAAACCUGUGCCAUUUUUGGAUCAUGAUUUAAAAAGAAUAGGACAUGCAGAAGAUGGUCCACCUCUGAUGCCAAUAACUCCUCCAAAACACAUGACCAUCCCCGACAUUCCUCGCAUAUCUGAGAUUGGGUUUGAGACGCUGAUGCUGGUGUUCAGUCUUAUGUCUCUUGCAUUGCAGUACCUCAACAUAUACCGCACUGUCUUUUGGCUCCCUCACUCCCACACAAAAUAUGCCAUGAAUUUGUACCUGAUUGAUGGCAGUGUAGUGUGGUUCAUUGUGAUUACGCUAACGCGCCGGUGGGGCUGGAGCAUUAUCAAAUUAAUCGUCACCAGAUGCCUCCAUCAGUCUUUAUGGAAGUCUGCUCUCUCUGUAGCACGGAUUUUGUUUGUGUGCACCAUAGCCAUUCUCCUGGGAUUCUGUUUGUACACAAUUAGUGAUGCUCUCACCUACAUUAAAAUCCUUGCUCUGGGAUAUCCGCUUGUAUUUUAUGUUUUUAUAUUCGACAUGGAAAUCACCUCCUUUCUUGAAGUGAUACCAGUCCCCUUGCACUGCAAGGAAGAGGGCGUCAAAUCUAGACAAGCUGUUCCUCGUGUCAUACAACACGCGUGCCAGAACAGUGCUGAAGCUGUUCGUGGUGAAGUAGAAUUUCUUACCAAUGACUGUAACAAGCGCAUGGCCCAAGUCAUGUACCAAACCAUUGUCAUCGUCUACUACACAACACUGAUUCCCUGUUUCUUUGUUCCGAGCUCACUGUAUUAUGAUGUACCAUGGGUGUCAUGUCACAUACUGUUUGUGACUACAACCUGCUUUAUGUGGCACUUAUUAUAUUGUUAUCCUCCAAGGUACUGUGAUAUUCUUCAUCGUGCAUCUCUUCACCUUGGAGGAUGGGCCAGGCUUGAGGGCCGGUCAUCCCAUGCCCCAUACAAUCCUUGGUCAAAUGCAGUUUUAUGGCCUCAAGGAGCAUUAGUGAAACACAAUAGAGAGCUGUAUCGAGCUGAAGGUAUCACCAAUGCUGCAGAACCAGGCAACACAACACAUGCUAGACUUCAUGCUAUAUUUUGUGAUCCAUCUCGCCCUGUCCUGGUGUUGGUGUGGGUGUGUGUUUGUUGUGUACUCCUACAUCUGGCAUUACUGGUUUCUCUUCAUCAGUGGCACCAGCUUUUAGCAACAGCACUUGUUCUCUCUGCCUCAUAUGCAGCAUUGUAUUAUCUCUUACGGGAUUACUUGGUUCUCAGAAAAGUAUAUCAGCAAGAACAGCAGCUUCAAGAAAGAGUUGUGAACUAAAAUAAUAUAACCAAACUUUUAUCUAACAAUCUUUUUUUGUAAAGAAAUUAAUGUUAGACUAGUUUAUUACGAAUCUCUGUUUAAUAUUUCAAUUCAAGCAUUUAUUUUCAUUUAUAUCCAUCAAGAUGAAUUAUGCAGAAAUAUGUCAUACUUUUCUUAGAGAAACUUGACAUUGUUAGUCAAGUAUUUUUUGUUCCAGAAAGUAUGCUCAGUAUGAGGUAAAUGUAUUUUUACUUAAUUGUUAAAUUCCCUAAGUGAAGAAAGCCAAAGAUGUGAUUAUUGCAUAAUUUCAUUAGCAAAGUUUUAGUCUUAAUUUACAGGUCAGAGAGCCCUCACCUGCAAAUUUUCUCCUUUUUCCUCCUUAAAAAUGUGAUUUUUCUCAAUUGUCUGUACACCUAGUUUUCAUUAUAUACAGACUCUGAUUAUGUGUA
Messenger RNA from Scylla paramamosain (green mud crab), 1951 nucleotides. Its product is annotated as transmembrane protein 39A-like. Lineage: Eukaryota; Metazoa; Arthropoda; Malacostraca; Decapoda; Portunidae. Gene Ontology annotation, cellular component: membrane. Bases 195 to 1520 code for a protein of 441 amino acids. The transcript has 10 exons. The record is from RefSeq and is a predicted model, not a curated record.